AUCUUCAAGGAAAAUUAGUGAAGUCAAUCGAAACCAAGUCAGGGAAUAAGCCAAAGGACAUUGCAAUAACAAAGAAAGGCUAUCUAGCAUAUACUGAUUACAUUAAUCAAACUCUGAACAUAGUGAAGGAAAAACAGAUACAGGAGAUAAAAUUAAGAAAAUGGAGACCUCAUGGUGUCUAUACUACCUCCUCUGGUGACUCCUGGUAAUCAUGGACAGUGAUAAUAACAGAGAAUCAAAAGUCGUGCGUUACUGUAGCUCAAAAGGAAAGGAGAAACAAAAUGUCCAGUUUGAUACUAACGGUCUCCCUCUGUAUUCACCUGGUGGCAUAAAAUACAUUAAUGAAAAUAGGAACGAAGAUAUCUGUGUUUCUAUCUGUUGGGCCAGUGCAGUAUUGGUGGUCAGCCGAGUCGGGAAAUUUCGCUUUUCAUACAAUGGACCAUUCACUACUGCCACCAGAUCAUUUAAUCCUUACGGCAUCACUACAGACAGCCAGGGUCGGAUCCUGACGACCGACUGUGACAAUCAUAGUAUCCAUAUUCUUGAUCAGGACGGACAGUUCUUUCGCUACAUUGACAACUGCGGUUUAUGUUUUCCAUACGGUUUAUGUGUGGACACAAAAGACAACCUUUUUGUGGCUGAGUGGAAAUCGGGAGUGGUUAAAAAGAUCCAGAACUAUAUGUUUCCACCCUGCUGAUUACCAUCAAACAAUCAAACUUAUGGCACAGAAAACAUUUACAAUGUAUCAAACGUUCCUCACACUAUAUGUAUAGACUAUGCUACUUAUACCAACAUGUGUAACACAUUAUUUAAAUAAGAUUUGAGAAUAUAACUCAAGGUG
Molecule: messenger RNA, 841 nt
Organism: Magallana angulata
Lineage: Eukaryota; Metazoa; Mollusca; Bivalvia; Ostreida; Ostreidae
Product: tripartite motif-containing protein 2-like
Exons: 1
Coding region: 212-697 (161 amino acids)
Molecular function (GO): protein binding
Source: RefSeq, a predicted model, not a curated record